This is a messenger RNA of Aspergillus neoniger CBS 115656, 1314 nucleotides long. RefSeq lists its product as uncharacterized. Bases 1 to 1314 code for a protein of 437 amino acids. Gene Ontology annotation, molecular function: protein binding. The record is from RefSeq and is a predicted model, not a curated record. The transcript is spliced from 3 exons. Lineage: Eukaryota; Fungi; Ascomycota; Eurotiomycetes; Eurotiales; Aspergillaceae.
AUGCCCAUAAUAGACUGGAUUUUUCGUCUGUUCCCACGAUACUCACACGAAAAGCGGCUUUCCAACCUGGUAGUGCUACCUCGCGAACUAUUACUCCACAUCGGUAAACUCCUGACAACCGCUGACAUUAUCUGCCUCAGCCUAUGCAGCCGAACACUUAAUCUUUUCGCAACAAGCUUUUACGACUUCAAGCCACCCCAAGACAAGCCCUUAACACUUUCAGUCCUCACAAGACUGACCCGAGACCUCCCAAAAAUGUUCUGCUGCCACUACUGCGCCAAGUUGCAUCGUAUCACUGACGUCCUCCAUCCCGCACGCUCCAUGGGUUUCCGUCAUCGGUGCUCGGACCUGGGAGUUUGGCAUAGAAAGUGUCCACAGCCGUCGAUUAGAUGGCUGAUAGCUGUCCACUGUAUGACCACCCUAUAUGACUUCCGUCACUGCCACCUGGUGGCUGUCCUACAAAAUUACCAUUCCGGCGGCCGAUACGGGAUCAACGCGGAGUCCUUGGCUUUCACCGAGGUGGUUGAUUACCCUCAACAACCAGCAAGAACGACUUUAUUAUCAGUGGAAGGACGCGUCUGUACACCGGCUGGAGCUCGCCAAAGACCAUCGCUAGUCCUGCAAAUACAACAGUGGGUUCUCGUCCAUGAUCUACAGGUCUUCUCCGACAGGGGUCUCGAUGUUGCUCUUUCAGUACUCCACAACUUCUUUAUUUGCAACUGGUUGAGAGUGGGCCACGGGAGUAUUCAAGAUAAGAUUCGACCUGCAAAUCGGCAACGAAACAUUUGCUGGAAGGAGGCACCACUCACAGAGAUUAUGCGAUGCUUGCAUUGUGGUGUGGAGUUUCAGAUCGUCCUCCGAGACUGUGGGGAGGAUGGGACAGCAGUGGCAAUUACUAAAUGGUUAGACCUUGGAGCCGGGACAGAUAUUGAAGAUCCGAAAUGGAAAAAGGCUAAACACGAUAGAAUCUAUAUACGAUCGUGUCGAAGCUACGGCGAGCAUAGGGGAGCUUUCAACAUCAUGGGUUCUGUAGAUAUCAUCUUUAUAUUGGGAACGCUGGGUACUUGGGUUGGGGCGUUCCGUCCUGACCUAGAAAUCCUAGUGCGUUACAUUGUUCGGCAAUUCACUCCCACUUCACGCUCGUCCCAAGAGUGCAUCGUCACGGCCGUCGAGUGUAUUGACAACGAUCAACGCUCCGAGCUGGACCUUUGCCGGGAGUUGUUGCUCCUGCAACAGCAGGAGAUCAGUGGGUUGAAGGCACAAAUUGACGAUAUGUAUCUAGAAGGCGUCAUGGUUUACGAAGAUUGUAUGUAA